CUUGCACAUAGUAAAAAUUUACCUGGCAGAAAUAAGUAUCGCAGUACGCAUUAGCCGGUAGCAGCGAAGCGAGAGAAAACGCACCUGAGCUCGCAGCUCUUGUUAUAUAACCAUUCGGAUCCGAGCAUCCAGUUCUAGGGUUUUCAAUAUCCGAUCACCAAUCACAAAACAAUGGCGAUGGCUGCUCUGAGACGAGAGGGGAGGCGUUUCGCCCCUUUGAUCUCUCCCCAUCCGAUGGCUGCCAUCCGAUCCUCCAUCGUCCCUGCCGAGGAGCAGGCCCCUUUGGGAGUCCGCUCAAUUUCAACUCAAAUCGUUAGAAACCGGAUGAAGAGUGUGAAGAAUAUCCAGAAAAUUACAAAGGCAAUGAAAAUGGUUGCAGCCUCAAAGCUACGAGCAAUUCAAGCUAAAGCGGAAAAUUCCCGUGGCCUGUGGCAGCCUUUCACAGCACUUCUUGGUGACACUCCCAGCGUCCAAGUUAAGAAGGACGUUAUUGUUACAAUCUCUUCAGACAAAGGUUUAUGUGGUGGGAUUAACUCUACUUCAGUCAAGAUAAGCAAGGCCUUAAACAAAUUGAAUUCUGGUCCUGACAAAGAGACAAAGUAUGUCAUUUUGGGGGAAAAAGCAAAGGCUCAAUUGAUACGUGACUCAAAGAAGGACAUUGUGCUGGUCCUAACUGAGCUGCAGAAGAAUCCUUUGAACUACACCCAGGUAUCUGUCCUAGCUGACGACAUUUUAAAAAAUGUUGAGUUUGAUGCUUUGAGAAUCAUCUUCAACAAGUUCCAAUCAGUCGUCGCAUUUCUGCCAACAGUGUCUACCGUAUUAUCUCCGGAGAUUGUGGAGAGAGAGGCUGAGUCUGGUGGAAAGCUUGGUGAGCUAGAUUCCUAUGAGAUUGAAGGUGGUGAAACAAAGUCAGAGAUACUCCAGAAUCUGGCAGAGUUCCAGUUUUCUUGUGUCAUGUUCAAUGCUGUGUUGGAGAAUGCUUGCAGUGAGCAAGGAGCAAGGAUGUCUGCCAUGGAUAGUUCAAGCAGAAAUGCUGGAGAGAUGCUUGAUCGCCUUACACUCACUUAUAACAGAACUCGUCAAGCAUCGAUCACCACAGAAUUGAUUGAGAUUAUAUCAGGAGCAUCAGCACUGGAGGGCUAGUAGUUUAUCUGAUGGUGACGAAAUAAAAUUGUGUUUUUGAAGUUUAAGAUAUUACCUUUGUGAGGCAUUUGUUAUUUCUAAUAAUUACUCCAGGGUCAAAUUCUGGAAACUAAGAAAUUAUAUCAAUGAUGGUUCAAAUUGAUGGCUCUGGGAUUCCUUUUUCUAUAUUAAGUUUAGCACUUGAGAAA
Messenger RNA from Prunus mume (Japanese apricot), 1331 nucleotides. It is a transcript of the gene ATP3, whose product is annotated as gamma subunit of Mt ATP synthase. NCBI's taxonomy places the organism in Eukaryota, Viridiplantae, Streptophyta, Magnoliopsida, Rosales, Rosaceae. Gene Ontology annotation, molecular function: proton-transporting ATP synthase activity, rotational mechanism. Gene Ontology annotation, biological process: proton motive force-driven ATP synthesis. The record is from RefSeq and is a predicted model, not a curated record.